Paecilomyces variotii is the source of this 1124-nucleotide messenger RNA. RefSeq lists its product as hypothetical. Lineage: Eukaryota; Fungi; Ascomycota; Eurotiomycetes; Eurotiales; Thermoascaceae. The transcript is spliced from 2 exons. The record is from RefSeq and is a predicted model, not a curated record. The coding region runs from base 117 to 791 and encodes 224 amino acids.
GCGGCCAUCAUCGUCCAGGGACAGGGUGCUGGCUUAACUAGAUCAGAUAGUUAGCGCUGGUCCCUGCUGCCCAUACCAUACCAUAGUUUCUCCGUAUUCUGCUCGUUCUUUUCUCGAUGCUUCACGGAAGUCGCGUGGCGGAGAGAAGUCUGGCAAAGCGGAAAGCGGGAGUGCGGGAGGACAAGACCGCGGGCCAAUCAGAUCACUCAGAAGCACAACGUGCGCUCGCUGCCGGUUCUCAUUCCUCACCGCCCGCCGCGCUUGGGUUCAACGCCAACGCAGCCAAGUCGGACACUUCCAUCAUUAUUAUAUUAUUGAAUUAUCGUCUUAUUAUUAUCUACGGUAAAUCACCAUCAAGACAUGGUCCGAUCAGAACCACGACCGACAAAUUACACGCGGGCAAAAGUGGAUUCCGCGCAUUAGCCGGGGGCCAUGCAGCGUGCUGGGUCCAUCGUCGGUCAGCCCCGACUGGAGCCUUGUCGUGCAUGCAACGGCGUGCCGUUUUGGCGGCCUCUCCUUGGUUGAUCAACUCCUCCAGCACCAUCCUCGCUUCCUGCUGUUCUGCUGGUUUGCAAGAAUGGGAAGGAUGUCGUCCUUUACGAACGCGAGCUGCAUCGAGAGAAGUAGUUCUCCCACGUGCGGAGCGGGUUCGCAGUGUCUCCAUCGUCCCACUGGAUAUGGAAUCAGUGCAAUUGGCCUGCCUCGCUGGCUCGCGUGGCAGAGACUCAAAGGGGACCGGUGACAUUGCGUCCUCCGGUGAUUGGGAUGGCCGUGCGGCUCCAUCACACUGACGCUCAUCUUCUUCCAGGCAGAUCGGCCUCUGGGCAACAAUCCCUAAUCAAAGUCAGACAGUGAUCAACAAUCCAUGACUAAGUCGUCGGUCCUGAAACGAAGACUCGAUGUGUUUCAUCUUGAGAUGACUUGGGCCGAUCACUGCUACUCCGUACUGUCACGGCAAGGGGUUGCUGCGAACUCCCUCUGGUGGAGCCAUGGCACCCGUCAGCUCAGCUGCAUGGUCGGGAUACGCCGCCUUCUAGAACUCAAUAAUCAAUGUCGACUGGUCUCCAUGCAGCUUGUCCUUCUAUCGCCCUUCUAGCCAGUCGUUUUACCUUUCCGCGUGGGCG